UUUUCAUUAUGAAUCUCGCCUUCGUCAGAGAUCUAGAAACAUGGGUGCAGUUGAUAUCAGAUGAUGGGUUCAACCAGAAAUUUAAUUAGCCGGUAAUACACUGCUCUUCUUUAUCAUUAUUUCAACAUCAUUGUCAUUGAAGAAUUCAAACCUGUUAAGGUUGUUGUUUAUUCAAAUAUUUGCUAGAUGAUGAUAAAGGUUCAGUUAUUUUGAUGAAACAUCUAUCUAUUCAUUAUCCGAAUGUGAAGUGUAACAACUCAAACUAAAUCAGGUGAGUUCAGAUCAGUUGAAGAAAAGUGAAGUUGUAUGAUCAAAGCAGAAUGUAUUCCAUCAAUUCUUUCGUCUUAUACAAGCUUAUUUUCAUAAGUGCCAUCCUCAAAGAAACCAUUUGUGAUAAGAAGAAUGUCUUCUCUUUACUGAAGCAAUACAACACAAUGAAUCAAACAUUUGAUAUCAUUCCUUCUUCCGAAAAUCCAAACAAUGUGACAGAAGUGGUGACAACUUUAGAUUUCAUACUCAAAUUGCAAUUUAUCCUCGACGAAGAAAGAAUAAUUCCAUACCUGAGAGAAGAGAUUUAUCAGAAUUACGAAAAACACAACAUAACGACAAACGAUCUGGUAGACCUUUGGAAAUUGAGAGAUUCCGAUGUGAAGGAUCUUUUGAGAAUUCUCGAUAUUCCUGAGAUUCUAUUGAACUUGGGUACUUUUCGGCAAAUACUCGGUGUAGCAAACUUGACAUUGAACGAAUAUUACACGGAGAUCAGAAAGAAUAUCACUAACCAAAACCUAAUGGAAAUCCUGCAAAUCCUGGAUAUAGAUCGAUCAAACUUCUCAGCAGCCAUAGCUUUUGGUACUGAAGAUCAGCUCUUUGAUGUUUUGGAUAAAGGUGAUUAUACUUGGGAUAAGUUUGGGAAGAUCGACAACCAAACUGGAUUUGAUAUACCCAGGGUGACUAAAAAUCUGAUAUUGGAUCAGCUUAUGGGUAGGAAUAUCUCGAAUGUAGCCAUUGAUGUACAAAAACUUCCCUUGGUGAACAAAAAUUUAUACGAAAGGAUUUGGUAUAAAAUGAAUAUAAGCACUUAUGAUAUAUACAAGAUUCCAAGUAUCAAGAGAAUUGUUGACAACAUUCAUGAAGAAAUAACAGAAAAUGUUACUUUUGGAAUAGCUGUAAGUGAACAUGAAAUAAUUAUGCACAAAAGAAUACUUCACAGUUUGGAGAAGGUAAUGGGUAUAAUCACAAUUUACGGUGAAUCCAGAAGAAGUAUUUAUGAUAAUUUAACACUUGUAGAAGGAUCUUUGAGAAAUACUGCAUCUCUAUGGAGUAAUCAUUCCAUUUCUGAUAAAAUAGAGAUUAUGGAUAAAAUAACAAACUUGACUUCCCUGAAUUGCACCUACAUCGACAAUGAUAUGAACGAAAGGAAUGUAACAUUGAUCAAUGUGUCACAGCAAAACAUCACGGUAACAAUAGACGAUGCUGUCGUUUUCAACAUUGGUAAUCCACUGAUUUGUAAUGGAAAAUUAAUAGGAUUAGCUGCUGAAAACGUGACAGAUGAAAGUGUUAUCCUAUUCGACGCUUUCUUCAAACCCGUUGAAGAAUCAAACAGUAACAGUGGAAAGCUGUAUCCUCCUACGCUUUUGAUUAUGUCGAUCAUGCUCAUCUUCAAAACUCAAUUUUGAACAAUUGGUAUUCUUAGGAUUAUUCUGAUCGAAAGAAGCAUGUGCAAGGGUAGUGCAGACUCUUGUGAGAGAUUAAGCUUAAAUAAGGAAGCAAGUCCUUCAAAUUUGACAAUGUGAUACUUUAUGCCGCAUAAUCAGUGAAUCAUGGCCGAUGUUGUGAUAAAACAAAUAAAUAUUGUAUAUGUUAUUAUUGUGAAACAGAGAUCUUGAUGUUUAUUGGGAAUUAGUUUGAAAUCACUCCAUUAAAAUAUUGUAAGUAGUGAAGAUUGACUUGGAUUAAAUGGCUAAUUGAAAAUAUAAGUUUGGAUCUAAUAAUAAUUAUUGUAUAACGACUUCUAAAUAAAUGUUACCACUUCUACUGUAUAAUUAUGCCGACAGACAGCUAUAUAUUGGUUAUACAUUUGAAUGGAUUUCAAAAUUUUAACAUGUAAUAAUAGCAUACCAUCUUUUUCAGUACUAUAGUUAUUUUAUACCAAUGUUUUCUUGAAAAAAGACGAGAUUUUUUUUAUUAAAACAGGACAAGCAAGACUAUACUCGGAUAAAAAAAGACCAUUGAAAUGUAAAAUUUCGAAAUUUGACAUCCAACUAGAUAACAAAUUUUGAUUUGUAAUAUUUUGUUUUUGUUUCCAAUAUGUCCUUGUUAUCUGAAAAUAUAUUCUGGUUUCUCAUAUCUAGACGUCCGAAUGGUUUGUGAAAUGGAAACGUAUAAGCAAUAAAUGUAUAUUUAUUUUGUAUAA
This is a messenger RNA of Coccinella septempunctata (seven-spotted ladybird), 2413 nucleotides long. RefSeq lists its product as uncharacterized. NCBI's taxonomy places the organism in Eukaryota, Metazoa, Arthropoda, Insecta, Coleoptera, Coccinellidae. The transcript is spliced from 2 exons. The record is from RefSeq and is a predicted model, not a curated record. The coding region runs from base 321 to 1676 and encodes 451 amino acids.